Messenger RNA from Stylophora pistillata, 4164 nucleotides. RefSeq lists its product as uncharacterized. NCBI's taxonomy places the organism in Eukaryota, Metazoa, Cnidaria, Anthozoa, Scleractinia, Pocilloporidae. Gene Ontology annotation, biological process: L-histidine biosynthetic process. Gene Ontology annotation, molecular function: metal ion binding; phosphoribosyl-ATP diphosphatase activity; phosphoribosyl-AMP cyclohydrolase activity. Gene Ontology annotation, cellular component: cytoplasm; cytosol. The record is from RefSeq and is a predicted model, not a curated record.
GUAAUCCAGGCUACCUCGGCUACCUCUCCACGUGAGGAACACUUUUUAAAUAAUCGAUAAUUUAAUUAUUUUUAUUUUCAAUCUUUUACCACGUUGAAAAUGAUAAUUCCAAGUGUAUAUCUGAAAGCAGGGACUCUAGUGGAUCCAAAGGAUGGAAAAAAUGUUGAAGAUGUGGCAGGCUGCCUCGAUACAAUUUCUUUGUGCCCAGAGUUUACCAUAGUGUACCUUGAUAAACUCCAGGAAACAAAAGAAUUUGGGAAGAAAGCUAUGCUUAUAACCUCCUGCUGCGUGGAAAUUGAAGUGAACUCUGAGGAUGAGGUGUUAGAUUUACUAGAUACUGGUGCAAACCGUGUCAUCCUUAACAGAGAUCGCCUACUGCAUGACUGGGGAGAAUUUUUACCCAGAGAAAGAAUUGUCUGCAAGUUACCUUAUGAAAAUUGCUUUAUCGCAGAAUUGGCCAAAGAAAUCAAUGACCUAAAACACAGAUCUUGCACCUUUCUUUUGUGUCCACAAAAAGCCUCCCUUGCUGAUGAAACAUGCCUUGUUGAGUCCAUAAAAGAACUUAAGACCCACUUGCGUGACGAUGUGAAACUCAUAAUAUCAAUCAGUGGGGUGAUUUUGUGCUCAACCAUCUCUCAGCUUCACUUCCUCGGGGUUCAGCUUCAACUAAGUACAACUUGGUUACUAAACGAACUCAGUCUUGGAGAGAUUAUUGCAUCCUGUCUGAAAAGUGACCGAUCUGAUGGACUUUACCCAACUCUUGUGACAGAUGAGCAUAACAUUGCAUUAGGAUUGUGUUACUCAAGUUCUGAGAGUAUCCAAGAAGCAGUGAAAACUAAGAAAGGGGUUUAUUUUUCAAGAAAAAGGGGACUAUGGAGGAAAGGAGAAACAUCAGGAAAUCAACAGGAUUUGUUGCGAAUUUAUUUAGACUGCGAUUGUGAUACCCUAAAGUUUGUUGUGCGUCAACUUGGUCAAGGAUUCUGCCACCUUAACACAUGGACUUGCUUUGGAGCUAACAAUGGUUUACCAUCACUUAUGAAUAUAUUAAGAUCUCGCAAAGAGUCAGCACCUCCAGGAUCAUACACAAGUCGCUUGUACAAUGAUAAUAAACUGCUGCAUGCUAAGAUUCGUGAAGAGGCAGAGGAAUUGUGUGAAUCAGAAACAAAAGAAGAGAUUACUUGGGAAGCAGCUGAUGUUUUGUAUUUUACACUAGUAAAAUGUGCCAAGGCAGGAGUUUCUCUGAGUGAUAUUGAAAAGGUUCUUGAUCAAAGGUCACUGAAGGUUAGACGACGUCCUGGUAAUGCCAAACCUGGCAAAAUCUCUUCCUGUAAUGGCCGCCCUGUAACUGUGGAAAGGGAACAUGCUCCUGCCCAGGCUGACUCAGCCAUGGUCAGUGUUCAAAACUCUGUUUUAAGAAGCUUUGAUUUUGAGCUUCUUAGUGAUAAGGAAUUACACGAUCUUUGUAAACGUCCUGCAGUGGUUGAUAACGAGAAACUAGAGGCUGUUGUAAAACCAAUCUUGACCAAUGUGCGAAACAAUGGAGACAAGGCUUUACUGGAAUUAACAGAAAGGUUUGAUAAAGCUAAGUUGAGCAGUCCUGUGAUCAACAUGUCUGCCACAGAUGAACCAGUCCUUGAUAAAGAGGUAAAGGAUGCAAUUGAUUUGGCUUACAACAACAUCUUCAAGUUCCACAAGGCACAACUUGACCUGGAGCCUCUUGUGAUAGAAACUUGCAAGGGUGUGGUUUGCUCUCGGCAUGUUAGACCCAUUGAAAGAGUUGGCCUGUAUGUCCCAGGUGGUAGUGCUGUUUUGCCAUCAACAGCACUUAUGCUGGGUAUUCCAGCCCAGGUGGCAGGAUGCAAAGAGGUUAUUUUGGCCACCCCACCCAAACAGGAUGGUUCAGUUUCUCUUGAAAUCCUUUACAUUGCAAGAAAAGUUGGUGUUUCCAAAAUAUUAUUAGCAGGUGGGGCUCAAGCAGUGGCAGCAAUGGCUUAUGGAACAGAAAGUGUUCCAAAGGUGGACAAACUGUGUGGUCCAGGAAACUCAUUUGUUACUAUGGCUAAAAUGUUGGUGCAGAAUGACAGUUCAGCUUGUGUCAGCAUUGAUAUGCCUGCAGGACCAUCAGAAGUUAUGGUCAUUGCUGACGAAAGUGGAGAUCCAUCAUUUGUGGCAGCUGAUCUGUUAUCCCAGGCAGAGCAUGGAACAGACAGUCAAGUGGUACUGGUGGCUGUUAAUUUGAAUGACAACCAGCUUGAUGCAAUUCAGAGUCAAGUGGAUGCUCAAGCAAAGAAACUUCCUCGUGAAAAAAUUGUCAGAGAAUCUCUAUCAAAGAGCUUUGUAAUAAAAGUGUCAAAUAUUAGUCAGGCUCUGUGCUUCAGUAACAAAUAUGCUCCAGAACAUCUCAUCAUCAACACAAAGAAUGCUGAAGAUUGUUUAAAAGAUGUACAGAAUGCAGGGUCUGUAUUUCUUGGGCCAUAUUCCUCAGAGAGUUGUGGAGACUAUGCAAGUGGUACAAACCACACCCUUCCAACAUAUGGCUAUGCUCGCAUGUACAGUGGUGUAUCAACAGCAUCAUUCCAGAAACAUAUCACAGCCCAGCAGGUAACAAAGGAGGGUUUGGCUAACAUUGGGCAAGCAGUAGCUACACUUGCUGCAGUGGAGAAACUUGAUGCUCACCGUAAUGCAAUUUUGAUCAGGCAGAAACAGAUAAAUGGCUCAUUGUAGAAAAUUCUAGUGUCAUAAGAGAGUGACAGUAUGCAGUGGCGGAUCCAGGGUAGGGUCCGGGGGGUCCGGACCCCCCUACCAGACCUGAUGCUUGCAACUUUGAGACUGAAACACUUACAUACAAGUGAGGAUUGUAUAUCACUUUUAACUGGCUGAUCUUUUUUAAUUAAUUUAAGUAAGUGGUAAGCAGCCAAGGAACUUAUAACAUGCAACUGUGAGUGGUGGGAGGGGGUGUGGGGGAGAAGUAAUUUGCCUCAAAAGAGUCCAACAGUCCUUUCUGAACCAAAGUUUGGACCCCCCCAAUCAAAAAUUCCUGGAUCCGCCUCUGGUAUGAACUGUCAAAAUUAAAACAUUGAAACUAAGAAAGUAUUUGCUAAUGAGUUAAAGGCUUAAAGCUUUACAAACCAUUGAGGAACAUUGGAAGAAAAGAGUGUAAUAGUCUACUGACUUAAUUGUAAAUGUCAGUUGGAGUUGAAAAUUCUAAUCUUAAAAGACAAACAUAUGGUGUGAUGAACAUAAUUGUUAUUUAUGGGAGCAUAUUUAUGUGAAGGAGUUAACAAAUUUUGUGGCCAAAGCUUCUUGUUUCAUCCACGGAAGGAGUUCUAUCUUCCCUACGUGGUAUUGACAUUUGUUUAAGGCAGUUUGUUUGAGGGGAUGAGUGAAAAAGCAGGCCAAGUUAGAGAAACCUGCCACUUACCCCACUCAUUUGUGUGUACAUUAACUUACUAAUAGCUCAGUAGAGGUAACAUUGGUUCAGUUAUUCAAAGAGCUGAACUGAAACAUUAGUCAUCACUUAAUUAAUUGAUAAAACUGUGGUGUUGCUUCAGUAGGGGGUAUUAGAGGAUAAUUUGGUUUUAUCAACUGAGUUGACAAAUAUAACUGGCCACCAUAACAAGUAUCUUUGGCUGACAUCAGCAAUUUAGAUUAUCAACUCAGUUAAUAGUCAUCACCAAUCUGAAUCAUGAUAGACAGCUUCUUGUAAUAGUCUUUCCAUGCUGCAUUGUGUCAAUUUUGUCAUUUUGGUAAAACACAACAUAAGUUAGGGUGUCUGCAAUGAAGGAACUUCAAUUGUUAGUGUCGUGUAGUGCCACAUCCUUCAGCUCUUCAAAAGUAGUGUGGGCCACUCAAGUAAGACUUGCAAGGUGUGCAGAAAUGGGUUAUCACACAUAGGCAUCUUAUAAUGCAGAUUUUAUUUGCAGAUUUUUUUCCAUUAUACAUGACAUCAGGUUAUCACUGGCAGAGGAUUUAAGUAUUUAUGUAACAGUGUUAUUUUUAGCAGUCCUCGUAGAAUGUGUUUCAUCAGUGUAGCAACUAUAAGGUGCUAUUACAGCUACUGUAACAGCAUUAUUGUAUUUUUGUGACACUGAAAAUUGCCUUCUUAAAGCACCGGACAGCUUUCAGCAAGAAGCAAAAAUUAAUACUGAAGAUCUGAAAAUAAAA